AUGGGGAUCCAGGGCAGAGGCGGUAUGAAGAUUGUUCUUCUCUACCUGACUGUUGUACCUCUUAAGGAGAUCUGCUUUGAUGGCAUGCUUGAUCUCUUUGAUCGUUGUUUCGGGUUCACCGACAAGGGAAAGAGUAAAGCCAGCCACCAGCCUGUCGGCAUGUACGGAAACGGCUUCAAGUCUGGCUCCAUGCGUUUGGGCCGCGACGCACUCAUCUUCACGAAGAACGGGGGUUGCGAGAGCGUGGGCAUGCUGUCUCAGACCUACUUGGACACCAUCAAGGCCCAGGCUGUCAUCGUCCCCAUCAUCCCCUUCAACCAGCAGAAUAAGUCUGUUGUGGUGACUGAAGAUUCAGAGGCCAGUCUGGCAGCGAUUCUCAAAUACUCCCUCCUCGCUUCUCUGGAACAGCUUCAUGGCCACUUCGACUCCAUCCCUUCCAAAAAAGGCACCAAGAUUGUCAUCUGGAACAUGCGCAGAACGAAGGAGGGCAACCCGGAGCUGGACUUUGACACAGACAUCCAUGACAUCGGAAUACCUGAGGUCCAUACUGAAGAGACGAAGAAAGCCCCGAGCAGCAGCAGAUCCGUGCGAGCUGAGCGGAACCUUCCAGAAAUGCGCUUCUCUCUCAGGGCCUAUCUCAGCAUCCUAUACCUGAAACCCACAAUUCAAAUUGUGCUCCGAGGGGAAAAGGUUCCUGCCGAGUUGGUGGUGGACAGUCUGACCCAUACUGAACACUACGUGUAUAACCCUCAAUUCACUAAAGAGAGGGUGAGGGUGACCUUUGGGCUGAAUCUCGAGGACAAUGACCACUGUGGCAUCAUGAUGUACCACAAGAACCGACUCAUCAAGUCCUAUGAGAAAGUGGGCUGCCAAAUCAAGGCUUCAGGUCAAAGGGGAGGUAUGGAGGUCAUGGGUGUGGUUGAGUGUAACUUUCUCAAACCUCACAACAAGCAGGAUUUUGAGUAUACCAACGAUUACAGAUUUGAGCUAGAGGUGGUGGACUGCAUCCUACAGAUGUUUAGCCAGUCGUCUUCCAUCAACUAUAUCAACAAAAGAAGAACAAUAUACCCGCUUAUCUAUUCAGAAAAGAAGCCACGACUCUGGGAGGAGACACAGACUGUCUUGGAGUGUGCGGCAGAAGUGCUGCACCUUGGGAAUGAAGCCAGUGAGCCCCAAACUGCAUCAUGGGAGAUGUGCAAGCAGGCAAGUACAGGCAGAGUAGAGAAGCUGGUUGAUGAUGUCCAAAAAAGCUCCAGGUUUACCUCAACUCAAUUCCUCCCCUCCACUCAGACCAUGAUGGCAUCACCUCUGAGUCAAACAGGGGGGCAGUGGAGCAGACCAUUGCCUCUGGAGGGGGUUGAUAGGGAGACGAUGAUGCCGAGGCUUUCCGGAAUAGAGAAGGAAGCUCAAAGGCUACGUAAGCUGCUAGCCAUGGAAGGGGAGAAGAUAACCCAGGGAAUGAUGACAACAGAUGCAACCAGCUCUGCCAUGGAAACAGAAAUGGUGGCCGUAGCAGCCAAAGAGUUCAGCUACCAAACAGAGGUGGGUCACCUGUAG
Lampris incognitus (smalleye Pacific opah) is the source of this 1557-nucleotide messenger RNA. Its product is annotated as MORC family CW-type zinc finger protein 4-like. The transcript has 9 exons. The record is from RefSeq and is a predicted model, not a curated record. Gene Ontology annotation, molecular function: ATP hydrolysis activity. Gene Ontology annotation, cellular component: nucleoplasm; nucleus. Lineage: Eukaryota; Metazoa; Chordata; Actinopteri; Lampriformes; Lampridae. Bases 1 to 1557 code for a protein of 518 amino acids.